AUGCGGGUAGCCAGAUCUAGAUCCAGAUCCGCUGCCGUUGCCGGUCAGGACUUCCAUCUCCGCUCGGAAUUCCUUUUCCCCUUCGAUCCCUGCUCUCUGCAGCUUCUUCACCGCGACUUCUCUUCCGUCAGUAGAUGGAUGACGAACGACAGUGCUCCGCAGAUCAAGAUUGCCAAGACGAGGGCGGAGAAGAUCAAGAAUGCUCCCCUUUUCGGUUACCGGUAGGUUAGGCAGCUCCAACCGAACCACCCUUCAGAUUUCGGUUGCCCAGGUUAAACCGCACCUAAACCGAAAAUCGGC
Molecule: messenger RNA, 300 nt
Organism: Linum tenue
Lineage: Eukaryota; Viridiplantae; Streptophyta; Magnoliopsida; Malpighiales; Linaceae
Source: the annotation of a GenBank genome assembly